CCUUUUUUUUUUUUUCAUUAUUUCUUUGCCCUUCAAUUGUUUUCAACUUUUAUGCCGCUUAGUGCUUUCAAUUCUAUUACCCCGUUGACCCAAUCGAGAUUUUGUCAAUGAUGGUUGGGCGAAACACUCUAGCUUUAAUCUCUAUUCUCAUUUUCCUCAAAUGCAUAACUUAUUCAUGGUCUCAUAGUGCGUCACCCUACGAACGGCAUCUUUAUAAACGAGAGAGCGAGUUAUUCGAAGAAAAAUCAAAGUGCGAUAACAUACAUCUACAGGAAGAUCAGUGUGCUUUCGUUCUACAGCAUUGCGCUCAUGCCACACCAGGGUUCAUUAACUAUAUCCAGUGGUACUAUUGUUCCUCUGUCAAACCUUUGGUUUUCGUUUUUAUGUGCUGUUGGCUAUUGUUCCUUUUUGGAUUUGUUGGUAUAGCAGCGUCUGAUUUUUUCUGUCCAAACCUUCAGACCAUUGCUUCAGCAUUACAUUUAUCAGAAAGUUUGACUGGAGUUACUUUCCUCGCCUUUGGAAAUGGAAGCCCUGAUCUAUUUUCUACUUUCAGUGCUAUGCAAUCAAACCUCGGUUCUCUCGCUCUAGGCGAACUAAUAGGCGCGGCAUCAUUUAUUGUUAGUGUCGUUGCAGGAUUUAUGUGUGCUAUCAAGCCCUUCAGAGCAAAAAAGUUCAGCUUUAUUCGUGAUGUCUCCUUUUUCACUCUAGCCAUCCUAUUGGUGAUGACGAUAGUGGCAGAUGGGUUUAUCUAUCUGCAUGAAGCCAUCCUUUUGAUUUUGUUCUAUAUAGCGUACGUUUUGGUAGUGGUGGUUGGAAACUAUAUCAUGAAGAAGCGAUCAAACUACUUGAAUCUAGUAGAAAGGGCCAGAAUGGAAUAUGAAGAAAAUGGAACGGAUGUGGAUAUAUUGUUAAGAGGGAAUAUGUUUAUGGCAGGAAACGAAGCUGAAAAUGAUGAAAUGCAGCUCUAUGAUGAAGGGUUUGAGAUGGAAGGUUAUCAGGAUAUAUCGCACCCCAGGAGAAAAUUGCAUCCAAGAUUACGAAUUCGCUCUUCCUUGUUUUCUGCAAUAGAGUUUCAGGAUGUUGUUCAGUCAUUAAAGAGUAAUAGUCUGAGGUAUAAUGCUCUGAGUCCACGUCAACAGGAGGAGCACUCUGAACACCGUGGCAAUCAACGACUUGCUCAUUACGAGCAUUAUACAGAUGAUGUAUCUUUGCAUACCACGGAAAGCACGCAUCCUGUUAUUUUCUCAGCCUCUUCAAGUCAAGCUCCAACCUUUCUUAAGCAAGUGAUGCUUAGACUGAGGAGCUUAGCCUCGGAUCCUUAUUGUAGAAGAGAAAUCAGCACGCGUUUGUUCCCUUCAUUGAUAAGGUUACGGCAGAAAUCUAUUUUCAGCAAAAUCAGCUCCAUCUUUUCAGCACCAGUCACCUUUCUUCUGACCAUCACAUUGCCUGUCGUCCGCGAAAAUAUGCUGAAAACACCCCAUCUCGAGUUGAACGAACAAACAGAUGACUUGCUCAGAGGCUACGAUGAGAGUGAUCAAGACGAUAACGACAUGUUGGGUGGGGAGGAAGGCUUGGAUACGGAAAAUGGCGGUUGGGUCAAAUGGCUCACUGCUUUGCAAUUAGUAGGAGCACCUAUUUUGAUAUCCAUUGUUCUUGUAACACAAGAUAUAAUUUCGGCUUCUAAAGGGUACCCUCUUGCCCUUCUCCUUGGCGCAGUCUUAUCGUCUCUCUUCUGGUUGACGACUAGGCAAUGGACGCAGCCCAGGUUGUAUUGGAUGAUGUGUUUCAUUGGGUUUAUGAUGGCUAUGGUUUGGAUAUUCUUAAUAGCCAAUGAAGUGGUGAGCGUAUUGCAGGCAAUUGGGAUGGCUGUUGGUAUCAGUGAAGCGAUCCUUGGCCUAACGAUUUUUGCUCUGGGUAAUAGCUUGGGUGAUUUUGUGGCUAAUGUAACCAUGGCGAAGAUGGGAUACCCCUUAAUGGCCAUGAGUGCUUGUUUUGGUGGUCCUAUGUUGAAUAUCAUGCUUGGUGUUGGCAUAGGUGCGACGUAUGUAACUUCGCAAAGAAAUGAGCCAUAUGCAAUUGAUGUUUCGAAAAGUAUUGUGGUUUCAAGUAUUGGCCUACUGGUCGUUCUCAUUUCUUUUCUUGUUUUAGUGCCUUUGAAUGGAUUCAAAAUGUCCAGAGGUUUUGGCUACGGUUCGAUUCUUAUCUAUUUACUAUGUACAGCAAUCAAUCUUUAUCUAGAGAUUCAUUCAUAAUAGUAUUAUCACCCAGAUUUCUUAGAUAAUCAUGACUGAAUCUCGCCUUUCACUGUACCAAGACCAUCAGUGACAAUUGUAUAUACAUAGUCAUAAAGCGCUCACUUCAAAUGGGAAAUUUUGGGUGGGUGGGGGGGGUUCAU
Messenger RNA from Mycotypha africana, 2395 nucleotides. Its product is annotated as Sodium/calcium exchanger protein-domain-containing protein. Gene Ontology annotation, cellular component: membrane. The record is from RefSeq and is a predicted model, not a curated record. NCBI's taxonomy places the organism in Eukaryota, Fungi, Mucoromycota, Mucoromycetes, Mucorales, Mycotyphaceae. Gene Ontology annotation, biological process: transmembrane transport; intracellular calcium ion homeostasis; monoatomic cation transport. Gene Ontology annotation, molecular function: monoatomic cation transmembrane transporter activity. The transcript has 10 exons. Bases 108 to 2252 code for a protein of 714 amino acids.